This is a messenger RNA of Anopheles marshallii, 1206 nucleotides long. RefSeq lists its product as uncharacterized. NCBI's taxonomy places the organism in Eukaryota, Metazoa, Arthropoda, Insecta, Diptera, Culicidae. Bases 1 to 1206 code for a protein of 401 amino acids. The transcript has a single exon. The record is from RefSeq and is a predicted model, not a curated record.
AUGGGACAAAUGUUUUCCGAUCGCUUCCGGCCGGAUCGGUACCCGAUGGUGCAGGUGCGUGGUUACGGAUUUCUCGCGGCUACCCGGCUGGACACGGAUGGUAAACCGCCCGGUUAUGAUUGGCAUGCGUUUCUGACGAUACUGAAACACAUGAAGCUGCGCUGGGAGGUGCAAAUUUACACCACGGAACCAACCGUGAAGCUGAUGCGGUGGUUCAACCGUCAGCUAGCCACCGGUAACAUACACAUCUUCAUCGAUCGCAGCUUUCGGGCGGACUUCAACUCGAUAUCGCACGUUUUGCCGGAAAUGAACGGUGUGUGUCUGGUGAUUCCGAAAACGAAAAAGUACGAGAUACUGCAGCAUCUGAUGAGGCCGCUCCUCUCGACGACUUGGAUUGCGCUGAUCGUUGUCCUGCUGGUUGGAGCCUUUCUGGCCAACCGCUGCUUUAAGAACAGUCUGCUGGCGGCGCUCAUCUUCAGUGUGGACCUUAACGCACCGGGUGUCACGCGUACGGAGCGGACGGUUCUGUUCGCUAGCUUGCUUAUGUUUUUCAUCCUGUCCGAAGCGUACCAGGCGAAGCUGUUGGCGUUAAUGAGCUCCUGCCGGUAUCCACCCGAUCCGAAAACGGUGGCCGAGUUCCUGCAGACUGACACCCUGUUGUACGUGGGCGAAGCAACCGCUACCGUCGUUUCGUUCCGUCCGGGUAUCGGAAGGCACGUCCGGAAUGUGACGGAUUACUGGUUCUCGUUUGACGGUGAACAGUCCUACGGCACGUUGAUGCCGUGUCCCUUCGCAUGGGAUAUGUACGUGCGGUGGAUCAAUCAGCAGUACGACCGGCACGGGCACAACGUACGUCCGCAGGUGCACAUUGUGCGCGAGAAGAUUCUUCGGCUGCCGGCUUCGUACACGUUUUCCCGCACAUUCGCACUGUAUCCGAGGUUUCGGGCGUAUCUGUCGCAAAUAUUCGAAAGCGGCCUGAUGGCACAUUGGCAAACGGAGCAAGAUCGGCAGCGGCAGUACGAGCAGAGGUUAGAAUUCGUGGAGAACACUAUUAUUAGCUUCGGUGAUCUGACGAUGGUGUGGACGGUACUCGGGAUCGGCAAUGCGCUGGCAGUGGUUGUGUUUCUGAUGGAGCUUUCCUUCAUUGCUCUGAAGAAACUCGCCUGGAGUUACAAGACAAAACGCCACCAUCGGUUGGUUGUAUAG